CAGAGCAUGUUUCCUCCCAACUGCCCUUAUAAAAGGCAGAGGGAGGUUGGGGUGGUCUGAAAGGAACCUGGCCCUCUCCUCCUGCACCCCAGCUCUAGGUCCUGAACUGCUUCUCCGGCACAUGGCAGGCCUUGCGACCCUUGGGGCUAGCCUCCUGCUUCUGACCCUAUGUGCCCACCGCAUUGACCCUGCAGGCUCUGUGCCCAUCCCCUCUUCCUGCUGCAUAUCCUUCAUAUCCAAGAAAGUUCCUCAGAACCGAGUGGUUAGCUACCAGCUGUCCAGUGCGAGUGUCUGCCCUGUGGCAGGAGUGAUCUUCACUACCAGGAAAGGCCAGAAGUUCUGUGGCGACCCCAGGCAUUCCUGGGUCCAGAAGUACAUGAAGAAGCUGGAUGUCAGGCAGAAGACGGCGUCCCCUGGGGUCAGGGCAAUGAGCACCAAAGCUCCAGUGCAGGGGAACCCUGGCAACACCACGUCCAUCUAACUGCCCCCUGGCCCUCCGCCUGGGGCCCAUGAGCCAGCGGUAAGAGGGGGAGAGCGAAUGUUCCUGUUUCCUAACAUCAGUCUGUAAAACGAAACCCGAGGCAGGGGAGGCUGAGCAACCACUCCAAGCGUCCUGGGCCCCUUGCCUUCCCUGAGCUGGAGGAGAAGAUUCUGGAAGGAAGGGGGUAGGCUUUCUCUGCUUCCCAGGCUCCAUCAGAACCCAGGGGCAUGAGGCCCGACCUGCAGACACACUUGGCCGGCACCUAAAAACUUAGCCUGUAGCUGGCUUCUGUGGGUCCUCUGGGCUUGUGGGACCCUGCGGGCUGACUGUCUGUCUGUCUGUCUGGGUACGGGCAACCUGUCGACAGCUGCAGCUCGUCAUCACAUUGCCGAUGCCCCCAGCUUGUCCCACUUCCAGAAACCCAGAUGAAUAAAAAUCCGAGAAAAUACGGGGCUCCUUUGCCGUAGGCGCCGCCAGAUCCCAGCCUUCCUUGCACGAGUCUCACAAGCUGUACGUAAUGAAGUUUUUAGGGACUCAUUGCCUUUUGUAAUAAAACGGUCCUGGAGGAUCAAUUCCUUUGGGAAGAUAAGGUUUGGAGGAGGUGGUCCGCUUUGUGGAAUGGCCUGCUCUGUGCUGCUUUAGGGACAAAGACCUGCUAUGCCUUUAAAGCUGGUCUUUCCCUACAUUUGAGGAUGGGAAGACGGAGUGGGGACUGUAGGGGGAGAGGGAUUCCAGGGUUUUUUUGUUUUUUUCCCCCUAUGUAUGAGAUACCAUGUGAUGGAGAUGUCAAGAGUGUGGAAAGACUUGCUCUUCUCAAAUAACGAUCCAAGUAAAAUGUGAUUUCCCUUUGAAGGUGA
Messenger RNA from Leptonychotes weddellii (Weddell seal), 1338 nucleotides. RefSeq names its product C-C motif chemokine ligand 24 (gene CCL24). Gene Ontology annotation, molecular function: CCR chemokine receptor binding; chemokine activity. NCBI's taxonomy places the organism in Eukaryota, Metazoa, Chordata, Mammalia, Carnivora, Phocidae. Gene Ontology annotation, cellular component: extracellular region. Gene Ontology annotation, biological process: chemokine-mediated signaling pathway; positive regulation of cell migration; positive regulation of GTPase activity. The record is from RefSeq and is a predicted model, not a curated record.